Molecule: messenger RNA, 1484 nt
Organism: Pezoporus flaviventris
Lineage: Eukaryota; Metazoa; Chordata; Aves; Psittaciformes; Psittacidae
Gene: VAT1
Product: vesicle amine transport 1
Exons: 6
Coding region: 48-1202 (384 amino acids)
Molecular function (GO): zinc ion binding; oxidoreductase activity
Source: RefSeq, a predicted model, not a curated record
CCGCCACCGCCCCGCUCCCGCAUCCGCUCCCGCAGCUCCGCUCCGCCAUGUCCGCCGAACCGGCCCCGGCUGCCGCCACCGCCGCCGCCGCCCCCCCCGAGCCGGCCCCCGGCCCCGAGCCGCCCGCGGGCGCCGAUGAAGCGGCCGAGCACCGGGCGCUGGUGCUGACGGGCUUCGGCGGCUACGAGAAGCUGAAGGUGCAGUCGCGGCGCAGCAGCGGCCCCGGGCCGGGAGAGGUCUCGGUGCGCGUCCACGCCUGCGGCCUCAACUUCGCGGACCUGCUGGCGAGGCAGGGGCUGUACGACCGCCUGCCGCCGCCGCCCGUCUGCCCCGGUAUGGAGUGCGCCGGAGUCGUCCGCGCCCUCGGAGACGGCGUCCACGACCGGCAGGUGGGUGAUAAGGUGAUGGUCCUGGCGAAGUCGGGGCUCUGGCAAGAGGUGGUGAACGUUCCAGCCCGUCAGACUUUCCUGAUGCCUGCGGGGAUGAGCUUCGAGGAGGCGGCUGCUCUCCCUGUCAACUACAUCACUGCCUACAUGAUCCUGUUCGACUUUGGAAACCUGAGACCCAACCAGAGUGUCCUCAUCCACAUGGCUGCAGGUGGUGUGGGAACUGCUGCCAUCCAGCUGUGCAAGACCGUAGAAAACAUCACCAUUUUUGGCACAGCAUCCGCCUCCAAGCACGACGCGCUCCGGAGCAGCGGGGUCGCUCACCCCAUUGACUACAGAACGAUGGAUUACGUGGAGGAGGUCCGGAAAAUCUCUCCCAAAGGUGUUGACAUUGUCCUGGACCCCCUGGGAGGAUCUGAUACAUCCAAAGCAUUUAACCUCUUGAAGCCGAUGGGCAAGCUCAUCACUUACGGGGUAGCAAACCUGCUCACUGGGCAGAAGAAGAGCCUCGUGGCUAUGGCUAAAACCUGGUGGAACCAGUUCAGCAUCAAUGCCUUGCAGCUCCUGCAUCAUAACAAGGCUGUGUGUGGCUAUGACCUUGGCUCCAUGGAUGAAGAAUUUGAGCUCAUUGGGCGUGUUCUAUCCAAGCUGGAUAACCUUUACAGCCAAGGCAAAAUCAAGCCCAAAAUAGACUCCGUAUGGCCUUUUGAUCAGGUGGCAGAUGCCAUGAGGCAGAUGCAAGAGAAGAAGAAUGUUGGAAAGGUCAUCCUGGUUCCUGAAGCACCCAAGGAAGAGUCCAAAAAAGAAGAGAACUAAGGAGAAGAGAUGGGUGCCGAUUGUGAAUUGGUGGGUUAACUCCUUGAUCUCUUUGGGACCUGGAAAUGGACAGAUCAGUAGCUUCCAUCUUCACCAGAACAUCGUGGUUAACGUUCAGCCGAGGUUUGCAUGCUUUCAUUGUGACCGACCCCUUGCCCUCGCUGUCUGGUUUGAAGCCUGCUUAUUUUGUACACUUUUACUCCUCCCUUGUUUCCCUACUGAGUUUCCAAACUAACCUCCUUUUCCCCUGGCAGUGCAGGUGAAGCUUCCAGCAGCUGGUGC